This is a messenger RNA of Gastrolobium bilobum, 1089 nucleotides long. Its product is annotated as putative F-box protein PP2-B12. Lineage: Eukaryota; Viridiplantae; Streptophyta; Magnoliopsida; Fabales; Fabaceae. The record is from RefSeq and is a predicted model, not a curated record. The transcript has 3 exons. Bases 130 to 1038 code for a protein of 302 amino acids. Gene Ontology annotation, molecular function: protein binding.
CAAUACGACAUGAGAUAAGAUAAACGACCAAAGCAACCGAAGGUGAUUUUGGUAGAAGCGUUAGUUUGACCCCGUUUAUAUUCUAUGCUCUGCCCAACACCAAUGGGCAUAGACUGAAACAGAAGCACGAUGGAGUUACAAGCCUUGCCGGAGGGAUGCAUCGCUCACAUACUAUCAUACACCACUCCUGUGGAUGUAUGCAGUCUCUCCCUCAUUUCCAAGGCCUUUUGUUCCGCAGCUGAAUCCGAUUCUCUUUGGGAUCGUUUUCUUCCCUCCGAUUUGGUCUCUAUCAUUUCCGAAUCUUCAUCCUCUUUGCUCGCUACCUCUUCCUCUAAGAAGGCUCUCUAUCUUGCUCUCUCCGAUCAUCCCAUCAUCAUCGACCAUGGUACAAAGAGCUUUCAAUUGGAGAGAAAAAGUGGGAAAAAGUGUUACAUGCUUUCCGCAAGAGACCUCUCCAUUAUCUGGGGUGAUACUCCUGAGUAUUGGAACUGGAUAACCUUGCCGGGGUCCAGGUUCGAGGAAGUUGCUGAACUUGUACAAGUGUGCUGGUUUGAAAUUCGUGGGAAGAUAAAUGCCCAUGAGUUGUCGUCAGACACUAAUUAUGCAGCUUUUCUUGUAUUCAAGAUGAUCGAUGCAAGUGGGUUUCACUAUUGUCCCGUGGAGUGUUCCGUAGGUACAUUUGGAGGCCGUGGCUGUACCAAAAAUGUCUGUUUGGACCCAAACUUAGAAGAGACGCAACUCGAUGCUAGAUUCAAGGGCUUGCAACGUCCAAGUGUGAGAAGCGACGGUUGGUUGGAAAUUGAGAUGGGGGAGUUCUUCAAUUCAGGUGUAGAAGAUGAAGAAGUGGAGAUGAGUGUUAAGGAGACAGAGAGUAAUUGGUGGAAGCAUGGUUUCUAUCUUCAAGGAAUUGAAGUUAGGCCUAAAUUGUCUGUUCAUAAACACAAUGACCCAAUAAUAGGAGUUGGGCCUAGCUACCGCCCUAGGAGGGUCCUGCAAAAAUGGGGUGACAAACUAAAAAAUAUAUGGAAUCGUGGUUAAUUUUUACAAAUUGCGAGAGGCUUAAUUUAUAUAUGGAAAAAUAUUUUCUCA